UAUUAGAAAUUAACUAAAAACAAAAAUAUGAACAAGAUACAUGAAAAAAAUAAAGCUCUGCACGGCCUUUGGUAUCUAUAGCAGUACAUUUUGGAAUGAUUUUAUAACUUUUCUUGAUGAAAUUUUAAUUUGUCUUUACAGGAUCUUUGUUAGUUUUUUUCCAUCCUAAUGUACAUACUCCAUUUUUACAAUCUUUAACUAAAUCUGAUGGUUGUUCAUCUUCAUUUGUACAUUUGAUCUUAUUUUUGAAUUGCCACCAUUUUAAAAUAAGUGGUUGCACCAAAAAUCUCCAUAUAAUCAAUAAUAAAGGAAUAGCAAUGCAUGGUAUACACGCCAUUUUAUUCGUCUUUUAUUUUCUUUAAUAACCUGUAGCAUACAAAUUAUCAUAUUAAUGACAUGAAUACACAAAAUAUAUCAAUUAAGGAAUCAUUUAAAUGCAGAAUAUUAACUUCGUAUCUUUGUUCAAUACAAUUUAUUACUGUUUUAUCAAUCAAUAUUAUAAAUGGUUUACUUUAUUUAGUAAUAAAUUUAUAUAUAUUUGAAAACAAAUGCAUAACAACUGCGUAACGAUAAAUGUAUUAUCUAUCUAUCAUUAACAAGUAUUAACCUUAGACAUAGUAUCACAUAGAAUGGACAUCGAUAGUAAUGUUGUAUUUUUCCCGUUGUAAGAUCAGUGAUUCCUGCCAUAUCGACAAACUAGCACAAUUGAAAUCUCAAAUGAGAACAAAAAUAAAGAAAACAUACCUCGAAGAAUUGAAUUAUCUAUACUGUAUAAAUUGCCAUAAUUAUAUAAUUUAGUGUAUCAUCAAAAUAUUAGGUUGCUUAUGAAGAGUAAAGAAAUUGAAAGUUUUUGAAGGCAUAUAAAAUAUAAUAAAAAUCUAUAUACUUAAUUAAAAUAUGAGCAAGAUAAACGAUACAGAAAUCAAUACUUCAAAGGUAAAAAAUGUAAAAAAUAAUUUACGACGGGAUCAUGAAAUAGAUAAUCCGUGUCUAAAGGAACACGAUUUAUCUUUACAAUGCUUGAGUGAUAAUAAUUAUAUUCGUGAUGCUUGCCAAGACUACUUCCAAAAUUAUAGGAUUUGUCAAAAAUUCUGGAAAAAAAUAGUGGUUGAUCGUAAAAGAAAAAAUAUCAAACCUUAUCUUCCAUCACCAGAAGAUCGAGAAAAUGUUAAGAAUGAAUAUCUCAAAUUUAAUAUUAAAUAGUAAUUAAUCAUGUAUAUGUAUUCAUAUACAUUUCAGAAGAAAUGUUUCAGUGAUUACCAUUUAAAUUAUUGAUUUUAAUAAAGUUUGCAUGUACAAAUGUAUUAUUUAAAAUACAAUUGUUAUUACAGCAAAAUUAUAGAAAAUUUGUUAUUAUUAUUGUAAUAAAUUGUAAUAAAUUGUAUA
Vespa velutina is the source of this 1386-nucleotide messenger RNA. RefSeq names its product coiled-coil-helix-coiled-coil-helix domain-containing protein 7. The transcript has 4 exons. Bases 898 to 1203 code for a protein of 101 amino acids. Lineage: Eukaryota; Metazoa; Arthropoda; Insecta; Hymenoptera; Vespidae. The record is from RefSeq and is a predicted model, not a curated record.